UUGGGCCUCAGAACAUCGUACUGACGAUCCAUGUCCCUAUCUUUUACGAUAGGCUUUGGAGAAGCCAACGACCUUUUCAGUCAACUGGUUUCCUUAACGCGAUUUGCACCAGCUCCCAUUAUUAACACAUCCUCGACACGUCUGGAGUAAUGAUCGGGCAGGUAGUGUUUCUCGUGUAACAUUGCUUGUUUGAGGAACUAUCGCUUUCCGUAAGCAAUAAUUUUUUACGGGAUGGGGGGACUGGCCCCAUGCCCCAAGCUGGAGGGCCAGGGUUUUCUGUCAGCGUGGCCUUCCCUUAUCCACUAUAUUCUUAGUCUUUGUUCUGAAUUUUACAGCCUAGUUAUUUUAUUAGUUAGUGUCUUUUACUCAUGUCUUAGAUAUUUCUACUUUUUUUUUUGUUAAAUUUUAUUGGUGAGAUAUUUUUACAACCAUGUUUCCAGGGUCUUUUCCCUGGCUUGGGGGUGGGGUGCGAAAGGCCUUUUCCCGCCCCACCCCUAAGCCAGGGAAAAGACCCUUGGAACUCAUUGUAAAGCGCUAUUGGAUAGUGAUAGAAAUAGCGCUACAUAAAUAAGCAUUAUUAUCAUAUCAUUAUAUCCCGUCAUUUCUAAAGGCGCCAGAAACCCGCCUUUUGCCGUUGCCGCUCAGCUGUAGCAGAACAGCGUUACCAGGGUUAAGACGAAGAACAUGCGACAGCCAACUUGGUGGCAGAGUCUAUGACACGGUGGAAAUUCGCGUUCGUUCGCUGAAAUACAUCCUGAGAAGCCUGACAUCCGCAACUGAUCUUAAUAGCCCUUAUCAAGGUUACUUCUCUCACUUUGCAUUACAUUAUCAUCCAAGCAUGUGUAUAUGAGGUCAGUUUCGGGGACAUUACAGUUUUUGCCUAGCCUUCGUAGUAAGCGGAGCGUUCCCGCAUGAAGAACUUUUUCUACUUCGUCGAUAGUGGGAGAGACUUUUUUUUUUGCGUUUAUAUAACCUACAUAGUUUAAAGUGAACCAGAACCCUAAAGUUUGAGAAAGGGGGUGUGAGCACAUCCGUAACUUGGGAAACCACCGGCGUAAUUAACCAAUCAAAUUCUAGGAUUUAGGAUUCCAGACCGCUGAGAUAAAUAAUUUUUAUUUUCUGGAUUUUCGGAGGUAAGGACGUGCGAAAGUGCAGAUAUGGUCGCUUCGUCCCUGAUUACUGAUUGUAAUGCAAAUGAGAACAGUUAACCUGCGAGUAGGCUUUACCUAAGAGGAGCCUGAUUGCAGGCUGACCCAGGCUAGUUAACCGUGAAAUGGGCUAUUGCUAACGAAGUGGGCGUGGGAGUUGGCAACAGGUUUUGGAGUUGUCUUCUUGCUUUGUUGCACGGUAACGUCCAAGACAUGACUUGAGUCAACUCGCUCUAGCGUAAAAAACGCCAGAUUUAAAUUCUUUUUUUGCAAUAGCACCUUGAAAAGCCCGUUAGCGAUCUACUGAUCAGCAAUGAUCGGAUUUCAAUAUCCAGUCGGCACAUACUUUAGUUUUAAAACAGCGAGCGCUUAAUUAAGUACCGUUGUAAACAGUAAUCACACGUGCGGAAAGUUGACCCAUUUUGACCUGCGCUCAUAGCCAGCAGUUUGACCCCAAGCGCCAUGCGUACUAUCGCCAAACGUAAACAAGCGCACGCGAGUAUCAGGUAGCGGAAAAAGCGGCAGAAAAAAGUUCCGGGUUGAAAACUGUUUGCUUCAUUUGCCUUUAAUUAGUUUCUUUUAGAACGAUAGGGCACUUAUGAGUUUUGAUGAGGAGGUGUCGAGGAGCGAACUGUUUGAAUUAGUACAGUAUUUCUCAAAGAACCCUUUCAGGGCGCGCGAUUCUAACUCAAAGGUAGAGGGCAUUCAGAGAAAAAGUUUGCAGUUGUUUGCGAAGGAUUAUAAAUUUACGACCAUUACCAACAACAAUGGCGACCUUUGUGGUCACUAUCCACUAAAACUGGUUAUUUUGGAGGCAAAACUCAACGCUAGUGAAUCGGAAAAGACCGACAGUCAAAAAGUGAAUGAUGCAAGGAAACUUCGUGAUCUAUUUGUGAAGGCCAGAUUUGCGCGAUGCAGAUCAAGAUUUGUAGUACCAGUUAUUCUCUUUGAGGGAAAGAAUAUCUGCAGAUCAGCUACACUGUCAGGAGGAGCGGAAAUUUAUGGUCGAUCUGGAUAUGACUUCCUUUUUGCUGGUGGAGAGAGUAUCCCUGAUAACCCACUUGACGAUCUUAAUGGAGUGAAUAGUACAGGUCCUUUGUACUCAAGUGGAGAUUAUGACUUAUUUGACCGCAUCAGAGGGCAGGACAUCCGCUUGCUUAAGACACUCAGAGUCAAGUAUAUUUGUGACUUAAUGGUUGAGAAAAAGAAAGUGAAGUUUGGCAUGAGAGUGACAUCAUCAGAGAAGGUGGACAAGAUUCAGCGCUACUCAGACUUUUGUUUAUGCUCUGUUCCCUAUCCAGGUUGUGAAUUUUUUAGAGAUUUUAAGGACAAUGAAUACAAUGCACAUGGCUUACACUUUAAUUGGCAGCAGGACUACGUUGACACAAAAUUCAGUGUCCCUGAUUUAUUAUUGAAUCACAAGGGUAUAGAAUGGAACAACUAUCAGGUCAGAAUUCAGUAAAAAUAUUCACAAGAUAUCAUGUGACCUGAAGCUCUGGUUUUUAGGGCAAGGGAGAGGGCCCGAGGACUUCCUAUACAUGCAUAAAGCCAUUCCUUUCUUGCCCUGACAAGCAGGCUUGCAGCCACAGGUGACAGUUUAAUGCAAUGACUUAUAUAGAGGUUCUUCCAAAACUAACUCUAUUGUGUCUGCACAAACAGGAGGGGGUCACUUAUUCUGAGCCCUCCUCUUUCAAAAUAGACCAACUGAAACUUGAUAUGUGUACUUAACAUAGUGCUCACGAUUAUGGCAUAUGGUAUGUUAGGUAUGCUCACCACAUUAGUGACUUUCAGUAACAAAUUUUCUCACCCACCACUGGUAGCCAUGUCA
Molecule: messenger RNA, 2976 nt
Organism: Orbicella faveolata
Lineage: Eukaryota; Metazoa; Cnidaria; Anthozoa; Scleractinia; Merulinidae
Product: phosphatidylinositol-3,5-bisphosphate 3-phosphatase MTMR14-like
Biological process (GO): dephosphorylation
Molecular function (GO): phosphatidylinositol-3-phosphate phosphatase activity
Source: RefSeq, a predicted model, not a curated record